AUGAAGCGUCGAGUUGCAUUCGCCCCAGUGGGGAACGAUGAUGAUGAUGAUCCAGAAGAUCAGAACCCACAACAAGAACAACGACAACAACAACGCCCACAAGCCGCCAUUACUACUUCAUCGGGACCGUCCGACGAUACUGAUGAUGACUACGAUGACGAUACCAUUACCGAUAUGGGCAGUGUCAUGAGCGGGCUGAGCGGCACAAAGUACGUUUUUACCGGUGCCUUUCUGGGUGGUGGUAGCGACGAGGAUGAUCAGGAUGACGGCCAGGAUGAAGAAAUUGGAGCCACAGAAAUCCCACAAGCUGCGGCAAAACCAAAUGAUCCCGACUUUGAUCGACGAGCCACCUAUCACCAGAUUUUCAUGACGGACAAAAAAGGCAAAAGAAUCACUAAAAACACUGUAGAACGUGAAAAACGCAGCAGUCUGGUACAACAGCAGGAGGAAGAAAUUGACGAAGAGGGUCAGGUUCAAGCAAACGAUCAUGGUGUACCGGACGAUCGAGGAGCCUCCUAUCACAAGAUUUUCAUGAUGGACAAGAAAGCCAAAAGAAUCGUCGAAAACGCUGUGGAGCGUGAAAAACGCAGCAGUUUGCUGCAGCAGGAGGAAGAAUUUGACGAAGAGGGUCAGGUUCGAGCAAAGGAUCCUGGUGCACCCGAAGAUCGACGAGCCUCCUAUCAACAGAUUUUUAUGACGGACAAGAAAGCCGAAAGAAUCACCGAAAACGCUGUAGAACGUGAAAAACGCAGCAGUCUGGUACAACAACAGGAGGAGGAGGAGGAAUUUGACGAAGAGGGACAAGUUAUUGCUGCCGCCAGUGAUGCCGGAAACAUGGAAGAAUUAGAGCAAAAUGUUGCCGACAUUCUUAACGAGGCUGCCAAGGAGAAAAAAACGUUCAAAGUCAGAUUUGGUUGCGAGGAGGCAGAAGUAUCCGAAAACUCAGACGAGUUAAAUGCCUGGGCUAGCGAAAGUCAGCAAGAUCGUAUCGAUUCGGGGGAUGAUGCCACGUUACCCGACGAGGCAGCCGGUACCGACGAGGCAGCUGAUAAUGCUGAUGACGAAGCGUCCGAUGAUGACGGCAGCAAGGAAGACUCUGAUGCGGACAAUUGGGAGGAAGCGGACAAUCCGGAGGAAGAGGACAAUCCAGAUGAUGAAGACAAUCCGGAGGACGAAGACAAUCCAGAUGAUGCAGGCAACUUGGAUUUGAACAGCGAGUCUGCUUCUUGCUCCUCUCUCAAUACAGAGGAACUCCGGGAGAAAGCUAUCCGGGAGAGUUUGCUCUACAUGUUCUACGAAAAACUUGGAUGUACUGUUUUGGCUCCAAUUUUGGCACCCAUCUUGGCAUUCUUGACAAAUGGUGCAGCAGCAGGAGCAGGGGCCUCAACUGCCGCUGCUGGUAUGGCUUCUGCAGCUGCCACUGCUACUGUAUCUCAAGUUGGAACUGCAAUUGGCAUGGCUGCUGUUACUGCCGCCGCAGUAUCCUCUUCUGUGGUAUUGGUAACACCCACAAAUACAUUUGUCGAUGAUUUUGUUCCGCCCAUUUGUGAAGACUCACAGGUUCUAAAGGAGGGAUUCGUAGAGCUGCAGAUUCAAGGAAUGCCUCCUUCGGCACUCCCAGACCGAAAGUUUGACUUGGAAUAUUUGUUUCGCGAUGUUUACAAUUCGAUCACGGGAAUGUGUCUGGACCCAUUCAAACGUGUCAUGCACGUAGCUGUAGUUGAAGAUUGGACAACAGUGUAUGGAAACGAAUCUGACUACUUGAUUCUCGAAAGCAACACAACAACAAAGGCGGAGAAACAAGUUGUCAUUGAUGCCAGUAUUACUACUACACAUUGGUCUGCGUAUGUUGCCUGUGAUGGAUGCCCUGAUCAUGAGCCUCUUUUUGAACCAGGAGAAAUCGGAGAUGAGACAGCAAGAGGUAGGAGGCGUUUGAGGCUAUCUGAUCUUUGCAGUCCAGAGUAUCGCGACAAAGAAUUCUAUAAACGGGUCAGAAAGAGGCUCCGAGAACUCCGUGAACUAGCAGGCGAGGAUAUUGAAGAUGAGUUGCCCCAGAUGCUUUACGAGCUUGACCAAUUUUUUGCUUUGUUUGCAGCCAUGUUUGGAUACAACCUCGAACCUGUUUUGAGUAGUCGCGUCAUCAGAGACCAGUAUGGCAACGUCAUCUACCUGCAGCCUCCUCCAGGGAAUGGUACUAAUGCCAUCAGAGUUAUAUUUGGUGCAACAAAACCUGCCUUGGAUGGCGGCAUUAACUCUACAGCUUCAGUCAGUUCCAUCGGCUUGGAGGAUAUUGAGCAUUACCAAGAUGAUGUGAUUGCCAGUAAUGGGACUAUUCGCACUCCAUUUGUUUCUAAUGAACUGGUGGCUUUUGAACAGUCAGUCGCCCAAUGUGCCAACGCAUCGUCAGGUGGAGGCCAAAAUUCAAAGUUUUGCCAGACAGUCCUCAACAGUGAUCAGUUCGAUUCACAGACUCUCGCUGACUGUUUUGCCAGCCCGGGGCAGCUUGAGUGUCAAGAGUUGUUACCUGACCUCAUGACUGUGCUAGACGAAGCUGUGGAAGAGGGGGAUCCAGUUGUAGUUGGCGCUGACGAGGUAGAGGAGAGGGCAAGAGAGAAACUCUCACUCAAACCAACAUCGUCUCCUACUGCCAAACCAACACAUGUCCCAUCAAGUGCACCAUCUAGCUUGCCGUCGGUAGAGUUGACUGCCAGUCCCAGUCUAUUCCAAGGGAGUGAAAGUACGGGAUCUGCUUCUACGACUAUUGGUGAUGAAAGUUCUGCGUCAGACUAUGGAUCAGCAGCUGCUUUUGAUUCUACAACAGGUUUCAAUGAUGAUGGUGCAGUGUCAGAAGGAGGUGGAAGUGGUGGGGACUCUGGAUUUGGAACCUCUGGCUCAGACACCGAAGGUAGUGGACAGAGUGGUGGCAAUUCUGACUCGUCUGGGGGCAGUGGAUUGGAUUCUGGUGGCUCUUCUGUUCAGGAUGAUGACAUCACUAUGUCAUCUACUUCUGAAGCAGGUUCUGAUUCUGAGCAGUACAUAGAUGGCGAUGAUGAUGCAUCGAACGUGGACGAUGUUACAAAAGACGAUGAUGUUGCGUCUGACGUGGAUGAUGAGACAACCUUCAGCGGUGGCACUGAUGACGUUGUUGUAACUGAUGAUGAUGCUAGCUCCGCGGCAAGAGAAGAUGCAGGUGAGCUGCCUCCUGGAACCACCAGUGGUGGACUUGAAGAAGCUACAUCGACUGAGAGCCUGAACGGGGCACCAGUGGGUCCAUCUACACCAAGUGCCAUGGGCCCAGAGACAGCCCAGAGUCCUGUGUCUGGUGGGACUAGUCCCUCAGUGCCCUCAGCAACAGUUGUUGGGGCCCCAACGCUUGACGGUGUUGUUGGGGCUCCCAGUGUAUCGGCUUCACCCGCAGCACUUGCACCAGGUGCAAGCCCGAGUCCUUUUUCCGGGGCAACUGGUGAAACGGUGCCAUCGUUGAGUACAGGGAUUGCUGCACCAUCUGUGCCAUCUGUAAACACAGUUGGCUCCCCAGCAAUUGCAGGGGCUCCCAGUUCAUCACUAGCACCUGGAACACUGGCACCAGGGGCAAGCCACAGUCCAUUGGCUAUCGGCCCAUCAGUACCAUCAGCGAGUUCUCCAUCUGUUGCCAGUGGUGCUGGGACUCCCAGUUCAUCAAUUGCACCUGCAGCACUGGCACCAGGUGCAAGCCUAAGUCCCUUGUCUGCUGGAAGUGGUGAACCCGUGCCUUCAUUGGCUACGGGUGUCCCGGCACCAUCUGUACCAUCUGCGAUUACAGCUGGUGGCCCAACUGUUGGUGGUGGACUUGGGACUCCCAGCUCAACAAUAUCACCCGGAGCAAGUCAGAGUCCUGCUGGACCCAUGCCCUCCAUGAAUGGUGCUGCUACAGGAGUACUUGCACCAUCAAUCGCAGAGACUCAAACUGCUGAGGAUUCUAAUGGCGCUCCAGAUUCCUCUCUUUCUCCUGGAACAUCUGAACCAGCUACUACGGAGACCUCGCCUUCUACUCUUGAACCCACAUUGGAAGGUACCGUUGCAAACACUGCUGGGGGGACUCAAGCUGCUACGAUUGAAGUAACACAGGAAAGUACCCAGGAGCUCACUCAACAGGCAACUCCCGAGACAACUGCUGAGACUACGCUGGAAUUCACCCCUGAGCCAACACAAGUGGUAUCAUCUGGAAAUUCUGUAGAGCAGACACCUCAACGCACAAGUGAGCCAACUGCCGAUGUCACGGCAGAUGCAACUCUUGAUGCGACUCCAGAUGCAACGCCUGAUACAACCCCGGAUGCAACCCCCGAUGCAACCCCCGAAGAAUCAGCUGAUUCCACAUUGGAGACAACAAUCGAUACCACCACAGAUGGCACGCAGGAUGCAACCCCCGAUGAAACCUUUGACAACACAUUGGAUGGAAGUGCAUGCACAUACAUAACAACAACUGCAAGGACAAUGGUGAACUUUGAUGGUGACACAACUCCAGUCACAGACCCUCAACUCACCACAGCAUUUGAAAAUGCAUAUGGCACAUUAGCCUUCACACACUGUCCACCGGCACUUCUUUCUACACGGGUAGCAGAACGAUUGGCAAGGAGAAAACUUCAAGCUUCAGUUGUCACACAAGUACAAUUUGAAGUGCAAACGAAUUCUACUUUGGGUCAAGGAUGGAUUGAAACCGACACUACAAAAGCUUCCUUCUUGAGUGCUUUCAACAAUGAAGUAGAACCAUACGGAAUAGCUGCACUCCAAGUUGAAGAGGACGUGACCACAAGCCCUACCCCCACUGCACCGUCGAAUAUGACUUCUGGUGAUGGGCCAACUGCCCCAAGCACUUCAAAUUCCAACAAUCCUUCAAAUUUGGCUCCCAAUGUGACAUUGGAUGACACAGCUAGCAGCAACAGCACCACAUCGAACACAACUACUAGUCCCGGCAACCAGAAUUCCAACAGCCCAGCUAGCCCAACCACUCUGUCCAAUAUGACCGCUAGUCCCAUCAGUCAAAAUUCAAGUAGUGCCAGCCCUGUUGCACUGUCGAAUACAACUUCGAGUCCCAAUGGUCAAAAUUCCAGCAGCAUUAGUCCCACCGGUCCUGCCAUCCUAUCCAAUACAACUGCAAGUCCAAUCAGUCAGAAUUCCAGCACUGUCAGUUCCUCCAGCCCUAUCAUGCUCUCUAACACAACCUCAAGUCCAAUCAGUCAGAAUGCGAGCAGUUCCGGUUCCAUCAGUCCUACCGCACUGUCAAACACAACUGCAAGUCCCAUCAGUCAGAAUUCCAGCAGCGCCAGUUUCGCCAGCCCUACCACACUGUCUAACACAAUCAGUCAAAACUCGAGUAGUGCGAGUCCCACUGACCCAGCAACAGUCUCCAACACAACUUCAAGUCCCAACAGUCAAAAUUCGAGCAGUCCCAUUCCCAGAAGCCCAACAACGACAUCAUCCAAUGCUACUGGCCCAGCCACUGUGCCUCCCAAUGUGACUGUGGGUGAGCCAACUGCCAGCCCAACUACCAGCCCCAUCCUGCUUUCUAAUUUGACCUCAAGUCCCAACACUCAGAAUUCAAGUACCUCCAGCCCAUUCACUGGAAGCCCAACAGUCGUGUCAUCAAAUGCAACAAGUGCUGCUAGUGAAAUCCCCACCAGCCCAGCCACUUUGGCUCCCAAUGUAACACUUGAAGAGCCUACAAUUGGAGAGCCUACAAACAAUCCAUCCAUUGUGUCCAGCAAUCAGAAUUCAAGUACUGCCAUCCCCACCACUGGAAGCACCACGCAAGCACCAUCCAAUAUGACGAGUCCUAGUGUACUGGACCAAGCUUUGAAAGCACAUCUCCCAGCACGGGUCCAAGCCAAGGUCCUAGUGUCAUACCCAGCCAAGUCCCAUCAAAAUCACCCAGCCAACAUCCAACCAAAACACCUAGUGCCCUUCCAACGUCCCGCCCCUCAGAAACACCCACUUCAUCCCCAAGUGAAAGGCCAAUUACUUCCCCAAGUGUCAGCCCAAGCCGGACCCCAAGUACCCAACCCAGCACAACCCCAAGCAACAUCCCAAGCAUGA
This is a messenger RNA of Seminavis robusta, 6072 nucleotides long. NCBI's taxonomy places the organism in Eukaryota, Bacillariophyta, Bacillariophyceae, Naviculales, Naviculaceae. The record is from the annotation of a GenBank genome assembly.